AUGCCUAGAAAAAGAACAAAUCCUAGUGCAAUUAAACAAUCUAGUUCAAGAAAAAAAAGUAAUAAAUCAAGAAUGAAAGUUACAAAACAACGACAUGAACAAUUUGUAGCCAAAAAAGAUCCAAUGCCAGGCAACCUAUCCCUAUCCGAUACUCAAGAAGAUUUAAUCCAAGAAAUGGAUUAUUUGUCACAAAAGCCAUCAGAUAAUACAACUGGGCUGCCAUCUGGGCAACAAGAAAAUGAAAAUGAACAAAAUAAGAAUUGGCAAAUCCCUGACGUAAAUAUCGAGCUUAUUUUACCUCAAAAGCGCACAAGAAACACAAAUCGUGUUCCGAUUAUCGGUAGAUCUAAUGAUGAUAACCUUUUUGAGGAUUCAGAUGCAAAU
Messenger RNA from Funneliformis caledonium, 384 nucleotides. The record is from the annotation of a GenBank genome assembly. Lineage: Eukaryota; Fungi; Glomeromycota; Glomeromycetes; Glomerales; Glomeraceae.